Varanus komodoensis (Komodo dragon) is the source of this 4535-nucleotide messenger RNA. It is a transcript of the gene VWA5B2, whose product is annotated as von Willebrand factor A domain containing 5B2. The transcript has 22 exons. NCBI's taxonomy places the organism in Eukaryota, Metazoa, Chordata, Lepidosauria, Squamata, Varanidae. The record is from RefSeq and is a predicted model, not a curated record. The coding region runs from base 632 to 4480 and encodes 1282 amino acids.
UUCCCUGCAGGCUCUGAGCUACUACUUUGUACACUUGGUAUCUUUGUCUUCGUAGACUUGGCUAGGUGGGUCGUGGUUUAUAAAACUGUAAACUGUUUGGAGGCCAGAGAAUGAUCUGAAGCUAAGCCAGAGUGGAUCUGAGCAACAGUGGAUGGGAAAUUGCCUGGGAAUCCUAUAUUGAGGCCCCUAAAAUAUCUCAGUAUUUUCAGUGAAAUAAUUAGCUGACUGUUGAUAAUCCUAAUCAUAGAUCUCUUUGGGAUAUUUGUGCCUUUGUACUGUACCAGGAGAAGCCAGUUUCUGUGCUGCAUACUUUUUUCAGCUUGCAUGCGUAUGUUUUUCGUGAUUAGUUAGUAGCAACCAGAUAACUGCUUAGCCUGUCAUUGAACAGAUAACAGACUGAAGGGCUGUCAUGCAGAAGAUGGAGCGGACUUGCCCUGUGUUGUUCCAGAGGACAAAACUAGAACCCAUGGAUGGAAAUUGCAUGGGAACCGAUUAACGAUAAGUGGAAGGAGCAACUCCUUAACCGCUGACAAGCAAACAGAGGGUUUGAGGAAACACUGCUCAGCAAGUUCACCAUUGGCGUGGAAUAAGGACGAGAACAAGUGGGCCUUGCCAGUUCCACCUGGAGACCAUGCCGGGCUUAUACUGCCUGCCCACCUGGACCGCCCUUCCUCUGCAGAGCUCGUGCGUGAAGGCCUGUGCCAAUGGCUAUUCCCUGGGACUCACAGCUCACCUGACUUACAUCAACCUGGAACCACGGCCCGUGGAAGGAGUAUUCGUCUAUCCUCUGGAGGAGACAGAGGUGGUCUCCAGCUUUGAAGCUGUGACGGGAGGCAGAACCUUCACCUUCCAGAUACGCAGCCGACCCCGCGUGGAGGACUGCUGCCUCAGCUGCACAGAGAGUUGGAACCAGCCUCUCUGCUGCGCCAACGGUCACUUGAUUCUGGACGAAGACUUAGCUCGGUCUACUUUCAUCAUCAGCACAGGUCCUAUUGGGCCUUCCGAAACCUUGACUGUGGUCUUCAGCAGCAGUCGGGAGCUCGCCACUCUGCCAAGCGGGGCGCUGCGAGUGCUCUUCCCAUCUGUUCUCAUGCCCUUCAUCAUAUCCAUCCCUGAAAGCGAAAGUGAGGCAAGAGGCUUGUGUGACGACAGGUUGGCCCUAUGCUCCACCAGUUGCUUCGGGUCCCCUGGUCUGAAAAGCGAACAGUCUUUCCUCGUGCCUCCUGGAGACAACAACAUCUUCAGAGGGAAGGCUUACAACCCCUUUCCCUAUGAGUUCACCUUCGAGAUGCUGGUUAAGGGACCCUGUUUACUGGCAGGGCUGGAGAGUCCAUCCCAUGCUUUGCAAGCGGACGCCAAUCCUUACGCGAGUUCUGCCUCAACUAUAUGCAUUACAUUGGCAGAGAAGCACCGAUGUGACAGAAACCUGGAGAUUAUCUUGUAUCCUUGUGAACCUCAUCAUCCACACCUGAUCACUGAGCACGGUGCUAUGACCUAUCAGGAAUAUGCGGCACACAUAAGGAACCGUCAGGAUUACGCUCGCAUUGCCAGGAAAGGCAAUGAGGAAGAGAGGCAGGUGGCCUUUGUCCAGAAGAGAUUCCACAAAGACAUUUUCCACAACCCUGUCCUGAUGCUGAAUUUCUGCCCGGAGGUGGGCAGCAUUCCCACUGAUUUCCAGACGGUCACUCGGGAAAUGCUCUUCCUCGUGGACCGGAGUGGAAGGAUGAGGGGCUCCACCAUCGAUGGAAUCAAGGAUGCUCUGCUGGUGGCUGUGAAGAGCCUUCCUUCGGGAAGCUUGCUGAACGUUGCUGGGUUUGGCUCCAACAUCAAGCCCAUCUUCCCCUCAAGCAAGCCCUGCAAUAGUGAGACCCUCCGGCUGGCCUGCGAAUACAUCCAGAGACUUCGGGCCGACAUGGGUGGGACCAAUCUCCUCGCUGCUCUGGCCUGGAUGCUGGGGCAGCCGCUUCACCGUGGGUUCCCCCGGCAGCUCUUCCUCUUCACGAAUGCCAGCGUUGGUAACACAGGCAAGGUCAUUGAGCUGGUCAGGAGGCAGGCAAGCAGUGUCAGGUGUUUCACCUUUGGCCUGGGCUCUGGUGCAUGCGAAAGGCUCCUGAAGGGUUUGGCAAAGGUGAGCAGAGGCCGGGCUGAAUUCCUAAGCCCAGGUGAAAGGCUGCAGCCCAAGCUGAUGAAGUCUUUGAAGAAAGCCAUUGAGCCUGCUGUGAGUGACAUCACGAUAGACUGGUAUGUGCCCGACACCAUGGAGGCCCUGCUGUCGCCCAAUGAGAUCGCAGCCCUGUAUCCUGGAGACCGGCUCAUCAGCUACUGCACCCUUUACCACAUCGCCAGCUUCCGGGACAAGAAAGCAACAGGCAGAGAACAGAUGUUCCAGAGUCUCUCUCGGGGUUCCACUGGUUCGGUGUUUCCAUCCCAGGAUGACGCACUAGAAGAGGAAGGAAUCCAUCCACACCCUGUGGAAAGUCAAGAUCUCUGCAGAGCUCUUCAUGAAAUCUCGCAUGAGAUAUCCCUGGAGUUCUCAGCCGGGUGCACUGAGGAAUCUUUGAAGAGUGGGGAUCCUGUGUCAGGAGGAGACAUCUGGAAGCGGAUUUACCGGCCCUCCUACAUCCAGGAACAGUAUGUGCUCACGCACUGCUCAGUCAGUACCGACCAGAGCCAGGGCUUGCUCUCCCACAGCUCUACCAGCAGCGAGUCCACUGGGUCCAGGGAUGUCCCUCCGGAAGGAGGCUCCCUAGCCCAGGUCCUUGAAGGCAGCUCUCAGCAGGGCCAAAAGAGUGUCUCGCUCUGCAGCUCCUCCGCCAAGUCUGCACCGAUCCCCCAGACUCAGCCCGGUGCUGGUCCUAAGGCCUCCGCAGCCUUGAGCUCUGAGGAGCUGACACGAAGGAAAAAAGUCCUGGCCCGAGCUGCUCUGUCUGGACGGAGUUUCUCCUCCCCGCACGGUGAGCUGGAUGCCCAUCGGCUGCGCCGUGCCCUGGAGAAGGUGUCCCAGAAGCGCAACCGGUCUCUGGAAGGGAAGCUGGAUGAGAUCGGGCCUGAGUUUCAGAAGCUGCGCAAGAGCACCGCCGAUUCCGGCAACCUGUUGUCACCUGCCCACUUGGACUGGGACACCCUUCUGGAGCCCCCAUACCUGUUCAGCCCAUCGCCGGCCACAGAGCAGGCAGAAUGUCAAAGCGGCGCCUGGUCGCCUCUUCGGUGCCAAGUCGUGAUCCAUGCACUCAGUGCAGGCAAGCCGGUCUCCUGGGAAGUGACGGUUGCCCUGGAUUCUCUGCUCCCUGCCAAAGACAGCCAAGCCAAAGAGGAACCCCCCAAGCAGCAUCAGCAAAGCAAGGGCUGGGAUAAGCUGCUUCACCGCCUGACGGCCGGCUCUGUCAUCCGGGAUAACGAGAAUGUGGCCCUGAGAGAAGCCGAACUGGAAUAUGGUUUCUCACGCAGGUUCCGCCUUAAGGCUGUCCAGGCCAGCAAGGCCUGCCACACACCGUCCAUUUAUACAUCCAUUGUGCCUGUGGAUUCUUCCACACAGGAAAUGCUGCCCUCAGCCCUUGAGGUUCGGCGCAAAGAACGAGAAGAGAUUCUUCCUUCUCCAGAUAAUACAUCUUCUGCCACCCAAGCAAGGCAAAACUAUCUUGAUGGUGCCAAUUCCAGUCCUUCUCCUAUCUCUGCAGGCUCUCAGAAGCUGAUGGAGAACUUUGUAGGCUCCAGAUUCAGCAUCGGCCGGCGGAGGGGACAAGGCCUGGCCUUGCGCCUGCAAUGCCUGACCCCCGAGAGUGAGCUCUCCUCCUGGGACGGCGCCAUUCACGACUACCUCCCGCUGGUGCACCUGCAGGAGGCUCCGGGCAUGUUCCAGCUGACAGAGCACUUCUCCGAGGUCGUGCAGAUCCCGCUGGACCGCCUGCGCCGGGCCUCCCCCUACGCCUCCCACCGCGCCAGCCUCAGCCCAGCCUCCAGCACCUCCCCUUGGGUGCUGAUCGCCAAGGGCGACCCGAGCCAGUCCUCCCCAGAGGGUGUUGAGCAGGCGGCCGGAGCGAGUCCGGAGGGGGCGGGGGAGCCGGGCUCGCUCCACUCACGCAGCACCUGCUCGGAGGUGCCGAGCGCUGCCGUGUGGGCGCAAGCCGACAGCGGGCGUGGCUCUGAGACAGAGGCCUUCGAGCACUCGCACUCAGAUGCCUCGGAGCUGAGCCUCAGCUUGCAGGAGGCGGGUCUGGAGGCCGAGGGGGCGGACCUGGAGAGCACGAGCUGGGCCACGGCAGUGGCCCUGGCCUGGCUGGAGCACCGCUGCGCGGGGUUUUUUGUCGAGUGGGAGCUGCUGGCGGCCAAGGCGGAUGCCUGGCUGCGGGGACAGCGACUUCCCGAAGGGGUGGAUGUCGCUGCCCUGAAAGGGGCAGCUCGCCAGCUGUUCCUUCUGCUUCGCCACUGGGAUGAGAACAUCAAGCUGAACAUGCUGUGCUACGACCCAAGCAACGUGUGAGGCGGCGGGCUGGGCUUUUGCUUGCUCGGGUACCAAUAAAGAGGAUUGGUGAGGA